AUGGACGCGCAGAAGCCAGAUCAAACGCGGUCAGUUCUGAUUCUUUAUGGGUCAGAGACUGGAAACGCACAAGAAGUGGCCGAAGAAUUAGGCGCAGUGACUGAGCGACUCCGUUUUGCAACGCAUGUUUCGGAGUUAAACCAGGUGAAACCAGAAACUCUUUUCAACUACAGCCUCACGAUUUUUGUUGUAUCAACAACCGGACAAGGUGAUUUGCCUGCCAAUGCACGGACCUUCUGGAAGUCGUUAUUGCUCAAGAGACUUCCACCUACAUUUCUAAAUGGCGUGAAUUUUGCAAGUUUUGGUCUGGGUGACAGCUCUUAUCCCAAGUUCAAUUGGGCGGUGCGCAAGCUUUACAAACGACUGCUUCAGCUGGGUGCAAAUGACAUCUAUCCGACUGGAGAAGCAGAUCAACAGCAUCCAGAGGGACUCGAAGGAACAUUUCUCCCAUGGAUCGCAGAUUUUCGAAAGCAUUUGUUGGAUCGCCAUCCCCUCCCGGCUGGACAACAUCCUAUCCCAGAAAAUAUCCAGCUGCCUCCAAAGUGGAUUCUGCAGCUGAAAGAAGGAGAGUCACCGGUCACCGUACCAGAAGGCACAUUAACGACAUCCUCGGUCGAUACAAACGAAUACCCGGGGUUAUCGAAUUUGGACCACGAUAUUCGACCCCUUCCAGAUACCCUCACUGCAACCCUCGACGAGAAUCGACGCGUAACUCCCCAAAAUCACUGGCAGGAUGUUCGCCGCAUCACCUUGACCGUUUCAGAGUCUGUUCAAUAUGCUCCUGGCGAUAUGAUCGCCAUAACCCCGAAAACAUCUCCUACCGAUGUGCAAUCAUUUCUUUAUAUCAUGGGCUGGAAUGAUGCCGCAGAUCUUCCAAUUUCUCUUGUUCCUACAGGAAAUACACCAUCACCGUCACCAAUACCUGGCCUCGAUUCAUAUCCUCAGUUAACGCUCCGCUCACUCCUCAUAGAUUAUCUAGAUCUCAAAGCCAUACCUCGCAGAUCAUUCUUUUCGACUAUUGCGCAUUACACGAACGAUGAAUUGCAAAAAGAGCGCCUUCAAGAAUUUACCAACCCGGAAUACCUGGACGAACUUUGGGAUUAUACAUCGCGACCGCGACGUAGCAUUCUCGAAGUGAUGCACGAAUUCGACACCGUGAAAAUUCCCUGGCAACACGCGGUGUCUGUACUCCCAGUGAUGCGAGCCCGCCAAUUCAGCAUCGCCAGCGGUGGCGCCCGUAAGCGAACGGUGGAUGGAAGAACCCAGUUUGAACUCCUGGUCGCUAUCGUGAAGUACCAGACUAUCAUCAAGCGGGUGCGUGAGGGAGUAUGCACGAAAUACCUCUCAACCCUCCGACCAGGCAGUACCCUUCGCGUCCAACUCCAGCCAGGCGGCCUUAACUCAUCUAUCCAGCAGUUGACUGCAUCGAACAUUCUUAUUGGACCAGGCACAGGCAUUGCCCCUCUUCGAUCGAUGUUGUGGGAAAAAGCAGCGCUAGUCCAAGCCUAUCGUGAACAGAAUCCUGGCGUUGAACCCCCGAUCGGGCCAACAGUCCUGCUCUACGGAGGUCGCAAUCGCGAAGCAGAUUUCUUCUUCUCUGAAGAAUGGGACGAGUUAGCAAAACUUAUCCCUCUGCAGGUCCUGACUGCAUUUUCGCGUGAUCAACAGAUGAAGGUCUACGUGCAGGAUACUAUUCGUCAGAAUUUCCAGCUAUUUUUUAGACUCUUGCAUGAACUACAGGGAUCUGUAUAUAUCUGUGGUUCAUCGGGGCGUAUGCCCCAGGCUGUGCGAGAAGCAUUGAUAGAAGCAUUUCAGAAUGGCGGUGCACCGCUUGCUGGGCAACCGUACAGUCGGUCACAGGCGGAGGAAUACUUGGUUAGCAUGGAAAAAAGCGGACGAUACAAGCAGGAGACUUGGUGA
Messenger RNA from Penicillium malachiteum, 1920 nucleotides. It is a transcript of the gene tah18, whose product is annotated as NAPDH-dependent diflavin reductase. The transcript has 4 exons. The coding region runs from base 1 to 1920 and encodes 639 amino acids. Gene Ontology annotation, molecular function: FMN binding; NADPH-hemoprotein reductase activity; flavin adenine dinucleotide binding. Gene Ontology annotation, cellular component: cytosol. NCBI's taxonomy places the organism in Eukaryota, Fungi, Ascomycota, Eurotiomycetes, Eurotiales, Aspergillaceae. The record is from RefSeq and is a predicted model, not a curated record.